AUGUAAAAUUAAGAACUUUUGUCAGCAAUAGUAGAUUGGAUGAAUAAAAUCACCUUUUUAAAAUAUCAUACAAAUUUUAAAGAAUAUGUUGAUGGUACAUUAUUUAUUCAAAUUUUAAAUCAUAUUAACACCGAUCACUUUGGAUCUAUAUUUCAUGUAUGAUUUAAAUAAAAUUCAUUUAGGUCUUAGAAAAUUAAUCAUAUAUAGAUAAUUGGGCUCUGAAUAUGUCUAGAUUGAAAUUAAUAGUUGAUAAAUUAACAGAUUAUACACACAAAUAAUUAGAUUUAAAUGUUAUGGAAAUAGCAAAAGAUAAAAAUGAGACUUAGAUUUUAAAACUAUUUGGAAUAAUUUGUUAAGUUUUUAUUAUUUCUAUGUUUUUAGCUAAUUUUAUAGAGUGA
Molecule: messenger RNA, 398 nt
Organism: Paramecium pentaurelia
Lineage: Eukaryota; Ciliophora; Oligohymenophorea; Peniculida; Parameciidae
Source: the annotation of a GenBank genome assembly